Pistacia vera is the source of this 333-nucleotide messenger RNA. RefSeq names its product heavy metal-associated isoprenylated plant protein 47-like. NCBI's taxonomy places the organism in Eukaryota, Viridiplantae, Streptophyta, Magnoliopsida, Sapindales, Anacardiaceae. The transcript has 3 exons. The coding region runs from base 1 to 333 and encodes 110 amino acids. The record is from RefSeq and is a predicted model, not a curated record. Gene Ontology annotation, molecular function: metal ion binding.
AUGAAGCAGAAGAUAGUCAUUAAGGUGCAAGUUAUAAAAUGUGACAACUGCAGGUCCAAGGCCAUGGAGACAGCCGCCGCCGCAGAUGGUGUAAUCUCAGUGAGACUGGAAAACAGAGAAAAUAUAGUGGUGACUGGAGAUGGAGUUGAUGCAGCCAACUUGUGCAUUGAAUUGAAAGAGAAGCUUGGCUAUGCAAGCUUAGAGAUUGUGGAAGAACUGAUGGAGAAUACAGAAAAUAAUGAAACAAAUCCAACUCCCUCUACAUUUACUUCAUAUGCAUCAAGUUGUCCAAAUUGUAGAGAUUCCGACUCUUGCCCAUGCACCAUUCUUUAA